Neogale vison (American mink) is the source of this 833-nucleotide messenger RNA. RefSeq names its product COP9 signalosome complex subunit 8-like. The transcript has a single exon. Bases 1 to 570 code for a protein of 189 amino acids. The record is from RefSeq and is a predicted model, not a curated record. Lineage: Eukaryota; Metazoa; Chordata; Mammalia; Carnivora; Mustelidae. Gene Ontology annotation, biological process: COP9 signalosome assembly; protein deneddylation. Gene Ontology annotation, cellular component: COP9 signalosome.
AUGCCAGUGGCAGUGAUGGCGGAAAGUGCCUUUAGCUUCAAAAAGUUGCUGGAUCAGUGCGAGAACCAGGAGCUCGAGGCUCCUGGAGGAAUUGCUACUCCCCCAGUGUAUGGUCAACUGUUAGCUUUGUAUCUGCUCCACAAUGACAUGAAUAAUUCAAGAUAUCUUUGGAAACGGAUACCACCUGCUAUAAAAUCUGCAAAUUCUGAACUUGGGGGAAUUUGGUCAGUAAAACAAAGAAUCUGGCAGAGAGAUGUCCCUGGGAUCUAUACGACCAUCAACGCACACCAGCGGUCUGAGACGGUCCAGCCAAUCAUGGAAGCACUUAGAGAUGCAACAAGGAGAAGAGCCUUCGCCCUGGUCUCACAAGCCUACACCUCCAUCAUCGCUGAUGACUUCGCAGCCUUUGUCGGGCUCCCUGUGGAAGAGGCUAUGAAAGGUAUAUUAGAACAAGGAUGGCAAGCCGACUCCACCACAAGAAUGGUUAUGCCCAAGAAGCCAGUUGCAGGGGCCCUGGAUGCGUCUUUUAACCUGCCCCCGUGCCCCCGAUCCCCAACGAACAGCAGUUAGCCAGACUGACCGAUUAUGUGGCUUUCCUCGAAAACUGAUACAUCAUUCUGAGUUCAAGAUCCACCUUUGGAAUCCUGUAUACUGACAGAUAGAGAAAUGUAAAAUUUUUAUUUUCAAUUUCUUGGACGGAUGAAGCACCUCAGCAUUCCUUACUGAGUAUGUGAUAAAAUACAUAUAUAAAGUAUAUUAUAUAUAUUUUGUCCUUAAACACUAUGCGGAAUAGUUGUUGAAGCAAUUCUCCUUUUGUAAUAUUGGACAGUUUG